This is a messenger RNA of Brassica rapa (field mustard), 1107 nucleotides long. RefSeq names its product flavonol synthase 3-like. NCBI's taxonomy places the organism in Eukaryota, Viridiplantae, Streptophyta, Magnoliopsida, Brassicales, Brassicaceae. The record is from RefSeq and is a predicted model, not a curated record.
AUUAACAUCUAAACAAGCAAUAUUACCAUCGGGAGAAAGGAAAAAACAUGGCCGAGUUAGUCCCCUCGAAGUUCCAAGGAACAUCUCCGGUAGAUAUUCCUAUCGUCGAUCUAAGUAACAACGAAGACCUAGUGGCACGUGCGGUGGUGAAAGCAAGCGAGGAAUGGGGGAUGUUUCUGGUGGUUAACCACGGGAUCCCAACCGAGCUGAUGCGGCGGUUGAAAGAACUUGGGACAGAGUUCUUUGAGCUGCCUGAGAAGGAGAAGGAAGCCGUAGCUAGGCCAGCUGAUUCUAUGGACUUAGAAGGAUACACAACGGAUUACGAGAAAGAUAAAGAAGGUAGAAAAACAUGGGCUGAUCAUCUCUUUCACAGAGUCUGGCCAGCGUCAAGAAUCAACUACAGAUUCUGGCCUAAGAACUCUCCAGAUUACAGAGAGGUGAAUGAGGAGUAUGCAAGGGAGAUAAAGAAGCAGUCGGAGAAGAUCAUGGGGUGGUUAUCAGAAGGAUUAGGGUUACAUCGUGAUGCAUUGAAGGAAGGUCUCGGCGGAGAAACGGUGGAGUAUCUGAUGAAGAUAAUUUUCUAUCCGCCGUGUCCAAAACUCGAACUGCUCUACGGAGCUCCUCAUCACACAGAUCUCAAUGGAAUCACGUUCUUGAUCGCUGAUGAGGUAGAUGGACUUCAGGCGUACCAGGAUAACAAGUGGGUCGACGUCAAGUAUGAUGACUCCAGCAUCGUCGUCAUCAUUGCCGAUCAAAUCAAGAGGAUGAGCAAUGGGAGGUAUAAGAGUGGGGAGCAUAGAGUGACGAUGGAUACGGUAAGGACGAGACUCUCGUGGCCGGUGUUCGCGGAACCGAACCUUGAUCAUGUCGUCGGACCUUUGGCGGAGCUAGUUAUUGACGAUGCUCCUAAGUUUAAGCCUUAUGUCUACAGAGAGUACAAGUAUCUUAAGAUGAACAAGCUUCCUAUCGACUGACGCUAAUCUCAAUGAACGACUGUUUCAGUUAAUUGAUGUUGGAAGUUUCUGUUAAUUAAUUAUCAAUGUACUAUAUGCUUUUAUAAAUAAAUGCUGAAGCUCCGGUCUUUUAAUCUAUCCAUGUGAGAAAUGA